Closterium sp. NIES-65 is the source of this 2345-nucleotide messenger RNA. The record is from the annotation of a GenBank genome assembly. Lineage: Eukaryota; Viridiplantae; Streptophyta; Zygnematophyceae; Desmidiales; Closteriaceae.
AUCCGUACAUUAACACGGACGCGGGGACCAUGUCGCCAUUCGAGCACGGCGAAGUGUUUGUGCUGGAUGACGGCGGAGAGGUGGAUCUGGAUUUGGGAAACUACGAGAGAUUCCUCGACAUCACGCUCACGCGAGAUAACAACAUCACGACUGGCAAGAUCUAUCAGUCUGUAAUUGAACGGGAGAGGCGUGGUGACUACCUCGGCAAAACAGUCCAGGUGGUACCGCACAUAACCACGGCCAUUCAGGACUGGAUAGAGCGCGUGGCGCAGGUACCUGUGGACGGCAGUGGGGAGAGUGCUGACGUCUGUGUCAUCGAGCUGGGCGGCACUAUUGGUGACAUCGAAUCUAUGCCCUUCGUUGAAGCUCUUCGUCAGUUUCAGUUCAGAGUCGGAGAACCUGUGUCUGGCGCACGUGAGUCUGGUGCCAGUGCUGGGAGUGGUGGUGGGAGGUUUAAUCAGCUCCCAUUUCCUACUUUCUCUUCUCCCCCACCUCCUUGCAUUCGCUGUGCAGGGCAGGAGAACCUGUGUCUGGUGCACGUGAGUCUGAUGCGGGUGCUGGGAGUGGUGGGCUUGGCCAACCAUCACAACAAUCUUCUUCCUUCUUCCUCCAUUGCUUCCAUCACAACAAGUCUUCUUCCUUCUUCCUCCAUUGCUUCCAUCACAACAAGUCUUCUUCCUUCUUCCUCCAUUGCUUCCAUCACUCUCUACCUCCGUGCAGGGCAGGAGAACCUGUGUCUGGUGCAUGUCAGUCUGGUGCCGGUGCUGGGAGUGGUGGGAGAGCAGAAGACCAAGCCCACGCAGCACAGUGUGCGCGAGCUCAGAGCGCUCGGCCUCAUGCCCAACCUCCUCGCCUGCCGCAGCGCUGAGCCCCUAGAACCCUCCACGCGAGAGAAGCUGUCGCAGUUCUGCCACGUGCCUGUGAGUGCCUGCAGGGGGAUGGGGGUUCUGCCACGUGCCUGGGUGUUGGGGGAGGGGUUGGGUCUCACGGCACCUCUUGGGGCUGGGAAAGGGAAAGGGGAGAAGGGGUGGAGGGUUGUUGGGAAAUACGUUCCGCACCACGUGGUGCACUCUCAUGGGAGGCUUCGUUUCUUUGUCAUGCUCUCGCUCUCGCAUGCCCUCAUGCCCGAAUGCCUCUCGCUCGCCCACCCGCCUAUGGAUGAACGCAGGAGCAAGGCGCCCAUCUGUCCAUUCUCAAGCAGUUCCAAAUCGAGUACGUUCCCUGCCCUCUCACUGACCGAAAGUCUCCAGGAAUGGGCGCACCGAGCCAAGAGCUGGGACGAACUCACAGAGACAGUGAGUGCGGAGUUUGCUGGUGGUGUGAACAUUGGUGAGCAUCGCCACAUGGGAACCUUCCCAUCCUCCCUCUUCUCUCACCUUUCCACCCCCCACCUCCUCGGCCGCCCAUGUGUGCCAUGCUAUGCUAUGCCACCAGGUGAGCAUUGCCAUGGAGGGCAAGUACACAGGCCUCAACCCCUAACCCUCCCUCUCUUGUCUCGCACCUCUCAACCCCCCCCGUGCCCUCUCUCCCUCACCUCUCCACCCCUCUGUGUGGCCCAUGCCACCAGCAUUGCCAUGGUGGGCAAAUACACGGGCCUCUCCGAUUCCUACCUCUCAGUGCUCAAGGCGCUACAGCAUGCAGCCAUGGCAAGUGGGCGAAAGCUCAUCAUCGAAUGGGUGGCAUCAUCUGACCUCGAGAAUGCUGCCAAGCAAGAGAGUCCAGACCUGUACAAUGAAGCCUGGGCAGCCUUGAAGAGAGCGGAUGGGGUGUUGGUGCCGGGUGGCUUUGGAGACAGAGGCGUGGAGGGCAAGAUCCUUGCAGCAAACUACGCCCGAACCAACCGCGUGCCGUACCUGGGGAUUUGCCUCGGCAUGCAGAUCGCCGUCAUUGAGUACGCCCGGAAUGUGUUGGGCCAUGCGAAGGCGAGCAGCACGGAGUUCGACCCAGCAUCACCGCACCCGUGCAUCGUCUUCAUGCCUGAGGUAUCCAAGACGCACAUGGGCGCCACCAUGCGCCUGGGCGCGCGAGACACAGUCCUCCACUCGCCCACCUGCCUCGCUGCCAAGCUGUACGGCACUCACAGCAGUGUGAGUGAGCGGCACCGGCACCGCUACGAGGUCAACCCCGACAUGAUUGACGAGUUUGAAGCUGCGGGACUGAAAUUUGUUGGCCGCGACGAGUCCGGGCGCCGCAUGGAGAUCCUGGAGAUCCCAUCGCAUCCGUACUUCCUGGCCGUCCAAUACCAUCCAGAGUUCAAGUCCAGGCCAGGGCGGCCGUCCCCUGUCUUCCAAGGCCUAAUCCUUGCAGCCUCAGGCCAGCUACAAAGCUACCUGGAUUCUCUCUGA